Messenger RNA from Sphaerulina musiva SO2202, 975 nucleotides. RefSeq lists its product as uncharacterized. Lineage: Eukaryota; Fungi; Ascomycota; Dothideomycetes; Mycosphaerellales; Mycosphaerellaceae. The coding region runs from base 1 to 975 and encodes 324 amino acids. The record is from RefSeq and is a predicted model, not a curated record. The transcript has 2 exons.
AUGUUCGGUCUUCCCAUCUCCCUCCUCUCCCUUCUCCUUGUAACAACUUCUGCCAACCCCAUCACCCUCUUGGCAGAGCGACAAACACAACAGCAGAUCAACAUCCAAUUCUCCGUUUCAGAAGCCCAAUUCCGAACCUUUGAGAACUCAAAUACCCUACGAAGCUACUUCCGGUCCAGAGGCUACAAUUAUAAUUUCAAUUAUGCUCAACUCUCACAAGGCGUAGCACUUGUGGAUGGAUAUUUCGCCCAAAGAGCCUCUCAGACGUCGCCUUCUUCUUCCAACAAUGGCUUCCCGACUUCUGGAGGCACACCUCAGACGUUUACAGACUCGAUAUCGCUGCUGGGAGGUCCGAGUUACACGAACAACAGCAUGAGCGCCGAAGCAAAUCUAGUGUCAGUUAUCAGUUUUAGUGAUGGAGAUGCUGCUACUGCCGGCGGCGCCAUCCAACGAGCCAAAUCAUCCUCGUCAACUGCUUCUUCAGGCUCGUCGAACAGCACAGCUACAGUGAGCGGUUCUCCCGCUUCCAUCGAUGUCACUUCCACAGUGACAGGCGCCACAGACGAACGAUACGUCGCGGGAAAUCCUCAAGAUGCGUUGACAGCAGGGAAUUGCGCCGCUGCCGCGAAUGGUGCAUCCGCGCAAAGCACCCUCAUCACGUCCCUCACUUUGCCCAUCAAUGUUUCCUCUCCGGGCCAGAGCAUGAGCGAAACUGCGAGUAGCUUUUGUGAAGCGGGAGUCAGUGCCAAGCAGGCUGGAACUUCGGGGGGAAGUGGUACGAGUGUUGGGAGUACGCAGGGCACGUUGACGAAUGGAGGUGUAGUAGCUGUUGUGACUUGUAAUGGGCAGGUUUCGCGAGGUGUGCCGAAUGUGGUGUUUCAGGUGAGUCUUCAAGGGACUUUUAGCUCUUCGCAGGGCUUUCGAGGGACGUUUGUGGGUACGAGGACUGCGAGUGUUGCUGUUAGUUGUUCAUAG